Messenger RNA from Oncorhynchus mykiss (rainbow trout), 3841 nucleotides. Its product is annotated as LETM1 domain-containing protein 1. Lineage: Eukaryota; Metazoa; Chordata; Actinopteri; Salmoniformes; Salmonidae. Gene Ontology annotation, molecular function: ribosome binding. The record is from RefSeq and is a predicted model, not a curated record. Gene Ontology annotation, cellular component: mitochondrial inner membrane. Gene Ontology annotation, biological process: intracellular monoatomic cation homeostasis.
UGGCGCUGUUCUGUGUUGGGGUGUGUGGAGGGUUGGCUGUGACAUUUUACGGAAUCCGACCUAAUGGGGUUACAGUUACAUGCUCCUCUUUCAAGGCCACCUCUCGAGCAAGACUGCGGCUGUAUAGACACUGCUCAUCCUCCAAAUCCAGGCUAGGGAAUGGCCAGCAAGUUGUGUCCAGGCUUCAAAGGGUCAAUGCCAAAUAUGAGCACUUCCUCCAAAGACGUCCCUCGCUUUUAUGUUCUCUAUAGCACUUUUACGAAAGGAUUUCGGCUCUUUUUCCAAGAUGCCAAAGAGGUGAAGGUGAUAAAAACAAGGAUGCUCACCAACAGAGUCAAAGUCCAGGACUUAACCUAUCGUGAUAUGGAGAAACUCGGGCAGUUUUGCAGAGACAUGAUUAAAGCCAUUCCGCUGCUGUUAAUUUCUAUUCCUCCAUUUGCCAACUAUCUGGUGUUUGUCCUAAUGUACCUUUUCCUCCGCCAGCUCCUGAUCCGCCACUUCUGGACCCGCCAGCAGCAGACAGAGUUCCAGGAAGUGAACCAUUCCCACAGUGUCCAACACCACUGGGCAGUGGGCUUGAGAGUGCAGGUGCAAAUUGGGGUACAUAUCUGACAUCCAGGCAAUUCGAGACUUGUUUUCUGGACCUCCCCUGGGUAUCAAGAGAAUGAACGCAGAUCAGAUGGUCAGUGCUUCCUUUUAUUCAGAAAUUUCCUGAAAAACGAGUCAUGGGUUUACGGAAUGGAUGUCAGACCUACUGGAUUUGCCUCGUCAGAAAUACACAACAUACAGUGAGCUCAAAGUAUUAGGACAGUGACACUUUUGUUGGGGCUCUGUACUCUAAUACUUUGGAUUUGAAAUAAUACAAUGACUGAGGUUAAAGUUUCGCCUGUCAGAUUUAAUUUGAAGGUAUUUUCAUCCACACCGGGUGAACCGUUUUAGAAAUUACCACCCUUUUUGAACAUACUAAGUCCCCCCAUUGUAGGAGACCAAAAUGAUUGGGGAAAAUUCACUUCUGUGUAUAAAGUAGAAAAACAUUUAGUAUUUGGUCCCCUAUUCAUAGCACACAAGGACUACAUCAUGGUAAGUCAUUUAAAAGUCACUGUAAAUAAGAAUAUAAUGUUUCUAAACACUUCUACAUUUAACUUUUUUACUACAAGUGAAUUUGUCACAAUACUUUUGGUACCAUAAAAUGGGGGGACUAUGUACAAAAAGUGCUGGAAUUUCUAAACAAUUCACUCAUGUGCAUGAAAAUACCAUCCAGUUAAAGCUAACAGUCUGCACUUUAAUCUAAGUCAUUGUAUAAUUUCAAAUCCAAAAAGUGCUGGAGUACAGAGCCAAAACAACAAAUAAUAUAACACUGUCCCAAUACUUUGAGCUCACUGUAAGCCUCUUUGUCUCCAGAGGCAACUCUGUCCCCUGUUCUUCCUGACUCCCCGCUUCCCAACUCCCAGGAUUGCCACUCGACUGAACAGCCACGGCAUAGAGCUACUACAGCUGGACCGUGCUCUCAGCAGACAUGGCCUGCACCAGUUGGAUGACUCAGAGCUGAGACAGAAUGGACCAUUAUCAUGCACCCGUCUCGAAACAGGGGAAUGGGAAGAAAAAAAAAUACAUCAUCUAUGCACUUAGAGCGAACGGAGGAAGCUUUUCCCGUGGUUCAUUUUCAUGCCAGACAGGUAGGUAGGCUAUACUCCUGUUGUAAAGAUAAGCAAUGUGGUUAAUAUUAGAGAAGUUGAGAAAUAAAUAGUAUGUCUAGCCUAUAAAAAGCUGAUGGGAUCCCCUCUUUAGGCCAUCACUCUGUUUUCUCAGCAAUUGCAUAGCCUAUAGAAAUGUUGCGCAACAUGAGCUCUAAGUGUUUUAGAUUUGAUUAAUUUUGCAUUGAUGUCAAGUGAUUACAGGGACAAUAGAGUGCUGAGUACCAGGCAGUUAGCAAGUUUGGUAGGGUACUAAUGACCAUCAGCAGCAUCAGAGCUUGGAGAAGCCUAAUUAUCGUCAAUAAACGGUCACUGGUAUUACGGUCAACGUAACAGCCCUAGUCAAAGGGUCUGAAUACUUUCAGAAUGCACUCUGUCAGCAAAAACCCAAAUGGAUCAAAUACUAGUAAUUUGCCACUAGUUCAAUUGAUAACUCAACCCUGGUCUUGUCAGGCCUGCUGUCAAGGGGCUUGACUCUGGCAGUCUCAGCAUCAACCAGUGCCUGGAAUGGCUUUCAGUGGCUCCAGUUCUCCUCUCGUCCAAAAGGGAUCUAUUCCCUCUCUCCCGACAGUGUUUUUCUUUCUUUGUUGGGAGACCGAUGUAAAUAUGGCUUAUUGUCCUCAUGCCUCUAUGUCCCAGAGUCAGAGGUCUCUGCUUCUGCAUAGCAUGGUCUUGCUCUCUACCAACUACCCAAAGCCCUACCAACAUUAACAGGAAGGAACAAGGAGUGAUCUGCCACUUCCAUUAAUUCAGCCAUCUCUCACCAUGCUGGGCAGGGCAACUUUCCUAUAGGCCGUCAACAUCUGCAGUCUACCAACGCAAUGGAAUAAACACCAGGCUUUACAACUCAUCUCACUUUUAGGGCAAAGUGAUUACUUGAUACAUUGCAUUUCUGUGGUGAUUGUGACAGAAAUGUGAUAACAUUGCAAUGUCUCAAACUGGUCGGUAAUUUCAGGCUCCAAAUCAAAUCUUAUUUGCUUAUUUGCUAUACCCCAACAUUUUGUUUGAGAAAACUGUCAGAGUUAAAUGCGAUGGAAACCCAUUUUACUCUUUUCAUUAGUCCACUGUUGAUACAGUUCCAAAAUGUUUUGCAUGUCUGCAGUCAAAUUAGCAAGAUGAAGCGCUUAAGUCAAAUCUUUAAUUUGACUGCUGACAUGAAAAACAACUAUCAGUGGACUAAUAAAGAAAAAAAAAUACCAAAAGUUUGAGGGGAGUAAUCUGAUUACAAUUGGACAGGUAACCAGUAACGAACAGAUUACAUUUAGAAAGUAACCUACCCAACCCUGUACAGUGGGUUGUAAUAAGGAUGCUUUUGACAUUGGGGAAAAGCAAAGAGCAACUACUGAUAGUAGAGUAGUAAGUGCAAUGUAUUAUAUAAUGUUGCUUUACAUUAGCACCUAAUGUUGAUUGCCAAUGCUGUAUUAAGGUGAUACUGGCUCUCAGGACACUGGUGAAUAAUCACUGCAAUUCAACAGGCCAUUAGACAUAUUUAAAAAUGUUUCAGCUAUGAUGGCACUUUACUUUUUCAAGCAUUGUUUAGUUGAUAGGAAAUGCAUUUCAUGUUGGAAAAAUUGUUAGAACUUUAUUCACCAACCAGUGACAAACUGCACAGCUACAGUAAAUGGCAAAUGCCCUCUCAAUCAAUGUGCCUUGCUGGUGGAUGGGUGCAAUCCAUUUAAAAAUGUAUGGGAUUGCCAGUCAGUCAUUUUGAAGUUGCCAAUAAGAUUCUCAGAUAAAUAUGCAAACUGUUUUGUAUUUUUUACAAAAUGCAUUUGAUCUACUUGUUCAACUCCUUUGGGGCUUUGGAAUCCAUUAUCUGGUGUAUUAAGGUCAUGUUUCUGAAAUAAAAUAUACCACCUAAAGUACUUGUCAAUGUAGAGAAAUGCUCUUAUUUACAGUAAGAACCAGUUGACCUGCACAUUGCAUGUUUACAAGCAUUGUCAUCACCAAUUAUUUAAAUAAACCUACAGCCUUGUCCUUGAAUGCAAAUUUACUGAACAUACUUAAUGUCAAUGCAACAAUUUCACUGAGUUACAGUUCAUAAGGAAAUCAGUCACAUACCUUAGAGGUUUGGGCAUGGAUCAGAAAUCAAUUAGUGUCUGGUGUGACCAUUUGCCUCAUGCAGCAUCUCCUUUGAUCUGGCUGUU